AGACUGUUCCUGUGGCAUUUAUGGCCCCUGUUUUUCCCUGCUUCCAAAACCUGCCCUUAUUCCGCUUUCUUAAAUGGCCCCCUCUCCUAGAAACCUUCUUUUGGGCCCAUUCUCUCUCUGUCUCUACUGCUUUUUAAUUUCCAUGUUUACCCGGUUUUUUAAUAGGGAAAAAAGACCCUCUCUAUCUGCCAAAACCUGCAAGCUGUUGUUGUAAUAUGUCACCAUUUGACCUCGAGCCCCCUUUCUCUCUCUAUAAUUGCCCAUCCCAACUCAUUCUUUCCAUGAAUUCUCUCUCUACUAUUGUCUCGGGGUGCAAUGAAUAGAGCGAUGCCUUCAGUUCCCCCAUUCUCUCUCUCCUUUUCAUUUGUUUUCUGCUCCUUAUUCUUGUUUAGCAAUGGAGUUUGGGGUGAUGAGAGAGAAAAAGAUCGGAUAAUUAAUCUUCCAGGACAGCCCAAAGUAAGUUUCGAGCAGUUUUCGGGUUAUGUUACUGUGAAUCAGACGCAUGGGAGAGCGUUGUUUUAUUGGUUAACUGAGGCCACCUCCAAUGCGAAUGAGAAGCCUCUGGUCCUUUGGCUCAAUGGAGGCCCAGGGUGUUCAUCCAUAGCAUUUGGAGCUUCGGAGGAGAUUGGACCCUUCCGGGUUAAUAAGACGGGACACAGCCUAUAUUUGAAUAAGUUUUCUUGGAAUAAAGAUGCCAAUCUUCUAUUUCUUGAAUCCCCAGCUGGAGUAGGUUUUUCUUAUACAAACACCACCUCUGAUCUUAAGGACUCGGGGGAUGAACGAACUGCUCAAGAUGCCUUGGUUUUUCUCAUUAAAUGGCUGGCAAGGUUUCCAGAGUAUAGAUAUAGAGAAUUUUACAUUUGUGGAGAGAGUUAUGCAGGGCAUUACAUUCCUCAGCUGGCAAAGAAAAUAGAAGAGUAUAACAAGAUAGCAACAAAACCUUACCUCAUCAACCUCAAAGGCAUCCUUGUCGGAAAUGGCGUGAUGGAUAACUACUACGACAACUUAGGGACAGUGAACUAUUGGUGGAGCCAUGCCUUGAUCUCAGACACCACAUAUGAAGCUGUACUUUCCUCCUGCAACUUCUCAGAGCCAGAAUACUCAGCUAACUGCAAUGGUCUUUUCGAUUAUAUAAGUAACCACGAGUUCGGAAAAAUCGACCAGUACAGCAUCUAUACACCACCAUGUUCAUCUAACGCCACUGCGCUGUGGUUCAAGAAUACAUUGCUGAGGCGUAGGAUCGCAGGCUACGAUCCAUGUACAGAGAACUAUGCAGAGAGAUUCUACAAUAGUCCUGAUGUGCAAAGGGCCCUACAUGCAAAUACGACCCGAAUACCGUAUAAGUGGACAGGAUGCAGUGAUUUGCUGAAUAAGAAUUGGCAGGACUCCGAUUUCUCCAUGUUGCCCACCUACAGGGAGCUCAUCAAGGCUGGCCUCAGAAUUUGGGUUUUCAGUGGUGAUGUAGAUGCUGUAGUUCCAGUAACCGCCACGAGGUUUUCCCUCAGCCAUCUGAACCUUCCAGUGAAGAUCCCAUGGUAUCCUUGGUACUCUAAAGGCCAGGUUGGAGGCCGGUCAGAGGUCUACCAUGGCCUUACCUUUGCAACGGUAAGAGGGGCAGGGCAUGAAGUACCAGUGCUUCAACCGACGAGAGCCUUGACACUAUUUCGGUCAUUUUUGGCCGGAAAACCGCUUCCUACUUCUUAAAUCACCUGAUAAUUGAGAUCAACAAGCUCAUGCCUACAAGAAACAGAUGCCCUCCAUCCAACUUCAUUGUAAACUUCAAAAUUGCAACUGUAUGUUAUCAUUUCUUGGAAAGGAGAAUAUGUAUGUGUUAAUCACAGAACAAAUUGUAUUACUGAAAAAGAAUCAAAGUUACAAUUAGACUGUGUUAACCUUUCUAA
This is a messenger RNA of Amborella trichopoda, 1901 nucleotides long. Its product is annotated as serine carboxypeptidase 24. Gene Ontology annotation, cellular component: vacuole. Gene Ontology annotation, biological process: proteolysis; brassinosteroid mediated signaling pathway. Gene Ontology annotation, molecular function: serine-type carboxypeptidase activity. NCBI's taxonomy places the organism in Eukaryota, Viridiplantae, Streptophyta, Magnoliopsida, Amborellales, Amborellaceae. The record is from RefSeq and is a predicted model, not a curated record.